Alnus glutinosa is the source of this 935-nucleotide messenger RNA. RefSeq names its product ABC transporter B family member 25-like. Gene Ontology annotation, biological process: transmembrane transport. Gene Ontology annotation, cellular component: membrane. Lineage: Eukaryota; Viridiplantae; Streptophyta; Magnoliopsida; Fagales; Betulaceae. Bases 1 to 897 code for a protein of 298 amino acids. The transcript is spliced from 8 exons. The record is from RefSeq and is a predicted model, not a curated record. Gene Ontology annotation, molecular function: ATP hydrolysis activity; ATPase-coupled transmembrane transporter activity; ATP binding.
AUGUUUUGGGUCCUCAAUAUCCUCUUUAUCAGGAAUGUAUACAAUAGCAAUGAAAGCUACAGGAGCAAGCAGGAGAGUUUUUCAGCUCCUGGAUCGCGUCUCAUCCAUGCAAGAUCGGGAGAUAAGUGCCCUAUUGGAAAUCCUGAUGGAGAUGUGGAAUUGGAUGAUGUCUGGUUUGCUUACCCUUCUCGCCCAAGUCAUACGGUACUUAAGGGAAUAACAUUAAAACUGAGGCCCGGUUCAAAAGUUGCUCUUGUCGGUCCAAGUGGUGGUGGAAAAACGACAAUAGCCCACUUAAUUGAGAGGUUCUAUGACCCAUUCAAGGGAAAGAUUUUGCUAAAUGGGGUUCCGCUAGUGGAAAUAUCACAUGAUUAUCUCCAUAGAAAGAUAAGUAUAGUGAGCCAGGAGCCUGUUCUUUUCAAUUGUUCUGUGGAAGAAAACAUUGCCUAUGGGUUCAAUGGAAAAGCAAGCUCUACUGAUAUACAAACUGUAGCUAAAAUGGCUAAUGCCCAUGAAUUCAUAGAAAAGUUUCCAGAAAAGUAUCAAACUAUCGUUGGAGAACGUGGGUUGAGGCUUUCAGGAGGCCAGAAACAACGAGUAGCAAUUGCGAGAGCACUACUAUUGAACCCAAGAGUUUUAUUAUUGGAUGAAGCCACUAGUGCUCUAGAUGCCGAGAGUGAAUACCUUGUUCAGGAUGCCAUGGAUUCUCUGAUGAGGGGCAGGACUGUUCUUGUCAUAGCACACAGGCUUUCAACUGUCAAAAGUGCAGACACUGUUGCGGUUAUAGCAGACGGUCAGGUAGCGGAAAGCGGCAGCCACGAAGAGCUACUCAGCCAGGAUGGAAUUUACACUGCGUUGGUGAAGAGACAGUUACAAGCCACAAAGACUGAACUCUAGUUUAAAAUGAUUUAUAGCCAAAUCUAUGAAUCACAAUG